Molecule: messenger RNA, 3382 nt
Organism: Maylandia zebra (zebra mbuna)
Lineage: Eukaryota; Metazoa; Chordata; Actinopteri; Cichliformes; Cichlidae
Product: junction plakoglobin a
Biological process (GO): cell adhesion
Molecular function (GO): cadherin binding
Source: RefSeq, a predicted model, not a curated record
UUUUUUUGUUCAGAGGACUGGUGGCCAGCUGCAGGGAGGCAGAGUGUGGAGAAGUGAAAAGAAAUAAAGAGCGGAGUCUUGUGCCGACCAAAGGAGUCAUUAGAAACAAGCAAGCACGGAAUAAUCUAAAAUACGGCCGUGUGUUAAGACAGGUUUGCUCCAUCGGAAGAAAGGAUGGCAAUGCAGAUGCGUGAGAUGGAAACUGGCAAAGUAAAGGUGGCAGAGUGGCAACAGACGAUGUAUGGUCUAGACUCAGGCAUCCAGUCUGGAGCCACCACAGUCAGAGAUGAUGACGGCGAUUUCACCAUAUCUAAGCAGUACACCAUGACCAGCACUGUGACAAUGCAGGAGCCUGACAUGGAUCCCCAAAGCGUUAUGACCAGAGCUCAGAGGGUGCGAGCUGCAAUGUUUCCAGAGACACUGGAGGGAGGCACCACCAUUCUGUCGACUCAGACAGACCCGUCCCAGAUGACUAACGUCCAGCGCCUGGCCGAGCCCUCUCAGAUGCUCAAGACCGCCAUCAUCCAUCUGAUCAACUACCAGGACGAUGCCGAGCUAGCCACACGUGCCGUGCCAGAGCUCACCAAACUGCUCAACGAUGAAGACCAGGUGGUAGUCAGCAAGGCUGCACAGAUUGUGAACCAGCUUACACGCAAGGAGGCAUCCCGCCGUGCACUGAUGCAGUCCCCUCAGAUGGUGGCGGCCGUGGUGCGAGCCAUGCAGAACACAAGCGACAUGGAGACGGCAAAAGCCACGGCCAGCAUCCUCCACAACCUGUCCCACCAGAGAGAGGGCCUGCUCUCUAUCUUCAAGUCAGGAGGAAUCCCUGCUCUAGUCCGCAUGCUCAGCUCCCCUGUGGAAUCUGUGCUCUUCUACGCCAUCACCACGCUUCACAACCUGCUGCUGCACCAGGAAGGAGCUAAGAUGGCCGUUCGUCUGGCAGAUGGACUGCAGAGAAUGGUUCCCCUGCUGAAGAAGAGUAACCCCAAGUUCCUGGCCAUCACCACAGACUGUCUGCAGCUGCUGUCAUACGGCAACCAGGAGAGCAAGCUGAUCAUCCUUGCCAACGGGGGCCCCGAAGGUCUCGUUCAUAUCAUGAGAAACUACAACUACGAGAAGUUGCUGUGGACCACAAGCCGUGUGCUCAAAGUCCUCUCUGUGUGCCCCAGCAACAAACCCGCCAUUGUAGAGGCUGGUGGCAUGCAGGCUCUAGGCAAACACAUUACUGGCUCUAGCCAGCGUCUGACGCAAAACUGCCUUUGGACUCUCAGGAACCUCUCUGAUGCUGCCACCAAACAGGAGGGUAUGGACAGCCUGCUGCAGCAGCUGGUUGGCCUGCUCAGUUCAGAUGACAUCAAUAUGCUCACCUGUGCGACCGGCGUCCUGUCUAACCUCACAUGCAACAAUGCCCAUAACAAAUCUCUGGUCACUCAGAGCAAUGGCGUUGAGGCUCUCAUCCAUGCCAUAUUGCGUGCCAGUGAGAAGGAGGAUGUGACUGAACCCGCCAUUUGCGCUCUACGCCACCUGACUUCACGCCACCAGCAGGCUGAGAUGGCACAGCAUGCAGUGAGGAAACAUUAUGGCAUCCCUCCCAUUGUCAAGCUGCUCAACCAACCCUACUACUGGCCUGUCAUCAAGGCUGCGGUUGGCCUGAUCCGUAACCUGGCCCUGUGCGACGAGAACCAGGCCCCUCUGAGGGAUGCAGGAGCAGUCCCCCGUCUGAUCAACCUGCUGCUCAAAGCCCACCAGGAUGCCCAGAAACAUGGCUCAUCCAACCAGCAGACAUACCAGGAUGGAGUGAGGAUGGAGGAGAUUGUGGAGGGCUGCACAGGAGCUUUGCACAUACUAGCCAGAGAUCCUGUUAACAGAGCAGAGAUCGCCAAUCUCCAGACCAUUCCUUUGUUUGUCCAGCUACUCUACUCUCCAGUGGACAACGUGAAGCGCGUGGCAGCAGGCGUCCUGUGCGAGCUGGCAGUGGACAAACCAUCAGCUGAGCUCAUCGACGCCGAGGGCGCUUCGGCUCCACUGAUGGAGCUGCUGCACUCCAACAACGAGGGCAUUGCUACUUACGCCGCAGCCGUCCUCUUCCGCAUCUCCGAGGAUAAGAACUCAGACUACAGGAAGCGAGUGUCUGUGGAGCUCACACACUCUCUGUUCAAAAACGAUCCCGCUGCCUGGGAGAUGGCCCACAACACAGUUGUCAUGGAGGGACCCUAUCCCGAUGAGCUAGAUGCUGGUUUCCAAGGAUACGGAUAUCCAGGUGACAUGCCCAUGGACAGCAUGGAUGGAACUAUGAUGCAUGACGAAUACGCAGCCAGUUUGCCCUACGAAAGACAACAGUACCCACCUGACCAUUAUUAAGGGGAAAGAAGCAGACGAGGAGAAGGCAGCAAAGAGCUGAUUUAGGAUGUAACGGGACACAGAAGAGUAGAACGUGGUCAUCACGAAAGGUCUUUUUCCUCUGCUCGCCACCUGAUGUAAUAUAUACAAUUAUUGCCGAGUAUGGGACUCAUAAUCUUAACAGGGCUCAACUUUGUUUUAUAGCAUAAUUUUGCAGAUUAUAAUUUUGACAUUGAUGCUUGUAGUUUGUUUUGUUUUUUUAAGAACCUUCUAAGAGUGAGUGCAUGAGUGUGCGUGGUUGUUUACGCUUUUGGGUGGGUAUUCUAUGCCAAAGAUAUUUUAUUUUGUGAUGAUAAUCGUAGCUUUUUCUUUUUUUAAGAAAAGAAAGAAAAAGAGAAUAAUAGUUGAAAACACUGCCAGAGGUGGCUCAGCGUGCACCAACUCACCAACUCCGCUUAACGCCUUUGUAAGACACAUUUCUGACUUUGCUGUAGUUUUGGCUCUAUAUACUGUCAGUUUUCUCACACCGUGGCCCAAGAGUCAGCGAAGAGGUGGUUAACGCUCCUUUCAUGUGUCACAAAAUUUAGUAGACGUGAGCAAAUGGGGAGAAGCGGAGAUACUCGAGCUAACACUGUACAGCUGCUCCCUUCUCUUCUGUAAUCAUCUGAUGCGUUUUAUUUGGACUGUAGUUGAUCAGUACGGUUGCUUUAUUUGUUUGUUUGUUUUCAAGAGUCAUCUUCAACUUUUAUAAGUUAUUUACUGGGAAAGUUUCACAUUAUGCACAAUUACCAGAAAAUAAGGAAAGAGAUGCCUUUGAUUUUAAAAUGAAUUUAGAGAGGAAAUCAUAUGUAGCCACUGAAAAAAAACCUCAUUUACAUACUUGUGCAACAGAUUUGUCCAACUCCGUAGUAAACACAUGAGAUAAUACAGCUGUGGUUGAAAGAAAAAAAAACUACUGACAGGGAAAUUUGUCUUUCUACUUAUUAAGAGUUUUUACUUAAAUUUUGUUUAAUAAAAAUAAAGGAUAUAUAUUCAAAAUGUU